This is a messenger RNA of Felis catus (domestic cat), 2224 nucleotides long. RefSeq names its product translation initiation factor IF-2. The coding region runs from base 449 to 1033 and encodes 194 amino acids. The transcript is spliced from 3 exons. The record is from RefSeq and is a predicted model, not a curated record. NCBI's taxonomy places the organism in Eukaryota, Metazoa, Chordata, Mammalia, Carnivora, Felidae.
GCGCGCGUGUCCCCAGGCUCCGGCCUGGAGCCGCGGGCCGAAGGGAGGGCGGGGUGGCAGCGCCGGCGGCCCGGGUCCUCCUGGGGGUGGCGUGCGCGGCUCUCACCUCCACCUUCCCGGGUCCCCUCUGCCUCGCCGUGGAAGGUGCCCCGCGUGGCCUCGGGUCCGGUCGCCUGCCCCGCGCCGUCCCGCGUGUCCCUGCGGGACCCGGAUCCCGGGCGCCUUCCUCGCGGACUGCCCGGAGGGCCCAGAGGUGAGCUUGCUGCCCCGAAGUCCGUAGCGGAGACCCGGGGCUCUGGGCGUGAGGACUUUCGGCUUUGGGGAAGGUUUAGACACACGCCGCCCGUGUCCCACCCGCGAAGAUGCCACCCCUCCCCCGAGAGUUUUAUUUGAUUUUAUUUUAAUAAGUUGACUCCUCCGUCGGACGUGUCGUAAAGCAUUCUAAAGAAUGACUGUCACCGGACAGACCGCCUCUAGCACGACGCGAAGCCUUGCUGUCACUUGGGGAGGAAGGAGAAGGAGCCAGGCCGCUGGCAGGAGCGCAGGCAGCGGCAGAGGUAGGCCAGGUCCAGGGGAGCCCGUCCCAAACCCAGGUGUCGGGCUUGAGAAGAACCCACCCUCCGUGGCCUGCAGGCUUCUGGCUCCUACCGCCGGUGCCUUUAGAGCGAGUCGGCGUGGACACGCACGUUUCAAGGAGCCGGGGCGUCCUGCGAGGCCGAGCGCGGAGAAAGGCCUGGAGCCGGGCUUGCGCCCGAGGGUCUCUCGGAAGGAGCUGGCGGCGCCGGCCGGGCCGCCUUGCAGCUUCGGUCGGCCCUGGGCUCUCGGGCGGGGCGCGAGGAGGCCGGGGAGCGGCGCGGGCCCGGGAGUCGUGCGCGCGGGCGGCGAGGGGGCGCUGUGGCCCGCGGCUGCGGCCUGGUCCCUGCAGCGGUGGCCCCGGCGCAGUCCCCGGCCACUGAACGGCGGUGGGCGCUCUCGCCCCGGCCGGGCCUACGUCUGCCCGCGUCGCUUUAACUUGGGGAAGAAGGAAAACUAGGCCGGGCGUUUCGAUGAACCCAAGCCGCGCACGGACUUGUUUCACUCUGUCUCACUGCCGGGUAAUAGGCGCAGUUUGUGGGGUUGGUGGCAACACUUACAAAAUGGAACGUGUAAUGGGGGGGGGGUGUCGAUUAAGGUGAACGUACACAUUUCCCCCCAGGGCUGUGACUUUCGCCACAUGGGCGUGGGCGCGUCAGGGCACCUGCCCAGCGUGUUCUGAAUCCCGGGUCGCUGCUGGCCCACGACUUCCUGGGGCCCUGCAGCAAACGCAGCCAGAAGGAGUCGGGGGUCACGAAGUUCGGAUCUGCAACUUCCUUUGUUUCCGUCUCCCUCUGUUUCUCGCAAAGCAGCGCUGGCCGCCUUGAACUGCGCGAAGAGCAAGUCCCAACGAGACGCCAAUCUCUCUCCGGCGCGGGUACCUCCGGGCUCGUCCGACGGGGCUGCAGAUGCGGCGCUCUUCGGAGGUUCUCAAACACGGUUCCGGUGAGACCUGUCCCCGCAGAGCGAGCGCGCGGGAGAACCCUGGCAGGCGGGAGUGGGGGGGUGGGGGGUCCCCUCGCCCCUGGCCUGGAGCCGCCUGCGGCCGCGCGGGAGGAGACCCGAGGGCGCAGCCCCCAGAGGCCGGGGGCAGCCCGUGGCGUCGGGACCCCAGCACCGAGGGCACCUCUCUGGCUCCCCAGGCACCGGUGUUUGGUUCCCGGUCGCUGACUCGAGCGUAGCAGCCAAGUGUGCGUGCCCCCCGCGGCGCCCGCCUCCGACGCGUCCCCACUUCCGCGCGUCCGGCGGCCUCUGGCCUCGGUCCCUGCCCGCCCCCCGCCUCCCCCCGGUCCGCGUCCUCCCAGCUCCUCUGCCGCCGCUUCCCCCGCCUCCGGCGCGCAGCCCCCGGGCCCGAAUUCCGUUCCCGGAGACCCGCUUCGGGAGCGUCCCGCGUGGGUCAGCGAUCCGCGCGGGAGGCAGGUGGGCGAGCCCCCCCCCCCCGCCCCCCUGGCCUCUCCCCUGCGCGCGCACGCGGACACGCGCCCGCGCGCCUCCGGGAGGGUCUCCCCGCUCCUGCGCGGACAGAGCGGAGGUCGGGCCGGGGCCUGGCUUCGUUGUGCUCCUGGUUCGCGUUUCGGCUUUUUUUUUUUUUUUUUUUAAGUGUUUCUGCAAGGCAAACAGUGUUCGGGACAACUCAGCUGCCCCCUCCCCG